AACGAAACGGUAAACGCGGUGUUGAUUUUCUUUUUUUCUUAAAAACAAAUUUUUGUUUAAAUUGUUGAAAUUAAUUAAAUAAACGACAAAUAACUUAUGGUGUCAAUCAAUAUGUAUUUUUAAAUUGUUUGUUUUUUCUAAUUUUUUGAAAUAUUUACCGGCUAAACAGCGAUUCACUACGUGAUUCAUUUAUCUCAGAUGCCGCAUAAUUGUUUUAUUUACAAAUAAUUUUAUUUUUAAUUACAAUUAAUAUUAUAGCUAAUGAUUUCGACAGAGUGUUCUAAAUUUCUAAUUAAGAAAAUUGAAAAAAAAAAACACAAACAGAAAAAACCGAGAGUUUUUUAUUAUUUUAACGAUUUAUCAACGAUUUGAUUAGUAGCAAAUCGAUCGAUUAACACGAAACAACUUCGAACAUUUUCUUUCCUUUUUGUUUUUUUUUUUUGGUGAAUUUUUAUGAUAAAUUUCAAAUAAAAUUAAACGCAAAGUGGUCGUUGUCGUCGUCGUUGUCAGCAGUCUGCCUACUUCCAACAGCCAAAGAGACCAGACAAGCCAAUUCAUUCAGUGUUUGAGUAGCUGCUUGAAAAACAAAACACAUACAAAAUUUUCACCUAGACCUUGAAAAUCGUCCAGAAUUUUUCGAGUUUAAAAAAUCUAUAUUUAAAGAAAAAAUAUGUAAUUUAUAAAAGAAAUAUUUUUGACAGUGUAUCAAAUGAGCCGUUAAAUGUUAAUAAUUUAUGUUAAAGUGCAUAAUUUUUUGGUGAAUUACACAAUCGUGGUGAAUUUUAUAUAAUAUUGAAAUUAAAAUAAAACAAAAAAAAUUAAAAGAAAUAUAGAAAAUUCAUAAAAUAGUGUGUUUCCAACACUCAAGUGUAAACAUUUUAAAAUUUAUAAUUUUGAAAAGAAAAAAAAUUAUUGAAAAAAAAAUUCCCAAAACAAAAAAGUGCAAUCAAAGUACUUGAUUACGCAAGUGAAAAAAUAUACAAAUGCUUAAUUUUUCUCAUUACGCGUUAAAAAUUUUCAAUCAAAUCCCACAAUAACAACAACAACUGCAGCCACAAUAAUUUUCAAAUUAAGACGAAGAAACACAUUUAAUUUAUAAAAAAACGAGAACAAUUUCACACAAAAUUGCAUAAAAAACAGCGAAAAAAAGUAUUUCAAACAAAAUGGGUGAAUUAUUUGCAGAAUUUGGUGAUUUAGUGUUUACACUGGUCAUUGGCUAUAUCAGUGCCAUUGAAUUUUUAUAUGUCGUACGUCAUCUGUAUCACUACUCAUUCAAUCAUGACGAUCAGGGGUACGCUGAUGAUGGGGAAAAUUUAUCACAGCUGCAAGACAGCAUGCGCCAACAGCUGAUCAAUGCCAAAAACAGAGAAGCACUUGCUGGAACGCAGGUAAUGAAAGAUGGUGUUCCCUAUAAGGAUGGUUUUCGCUUGGAGGCCCAACAAUCUUUAAUAGAACAAUUAAAAGAGCAGCUAAAAGAUAAAGAAUUGUCCGACUUAAGGCGCCAGGAAUUGGAAAAGGAAUUGGCUAAACAAAUGAAAAUAGCCGAGCAAUUGCGCAAAGAAUUGGCCGAAGCGGAAGCUAAAUAUGAGCGUCAGCUAAAGCAGGAAGAGGAAGAAAAAGCGAAAAAGCUUAAGGAAGAACAACAGAAGCGUGAAAAAGAAGAACAAGCUAAAAAAGAAGCUGAAGAACAGGCACGUAAAUUGCAAGAGGCCGAAAAACAAAGAGAAGCCGAACAGCGUAAACGUGAUGAAGAAGAGCGUGUAAGAAAAGAGGCCGAACAACAAGAGAAAGAGAAACGUGAGCGUGAAGAACAAGCACGCAGAGAAGCCGAAGAACAGGCACUAAAAUUGAUGGAAGCUGAAAGGCAAAGAGAAGCCGAACAACGACAACGAGAGGAAGCUGAAAAUGCACGUAAACUAAUAGAAGCUGAACAGCAAAGAGAGGCAGAAGAAAAUGCUCGACGAAUAGCAGAAGCAGAAAAACAAAAAGAGAUCGAGCAACAGCAAAGAGAAGAAGCAGAAGAAAAUGAACGCAAAUUGCUAGAAGCCGAGCAGCGUAAACACGAUGAAGCUGAGGCAGAAGAAAACGCACGUCGUCUUGUGGAAAUAGAAAGAGCCAAUGAGGAAAAACAAGCCGCCGAAGAAGCCGAAACAGAGGCUAAAAAACUACUCGAAAUCGAACAUCGUUUAGAAGAACAACUGAGAGCAGCCGAACGAGAAGCAGAACUCACGGAAAAAGAACGACAACUUAUAGAGUCUAUUAAACAGCGUGAAUUGCCCCAAGAGGAGGGUAACGAACAAAAAGAAGCUGAACUAUUAAGAAAAAUACUAGAGGCUCGUGAGCAACUAGGCGAAGAGUCCGAGGAGGAACAAAGUCUUCGACUCAUACAGCGUGAACGUGAUCAGGAAGCUAAACAAAAACGCAUAGAAGAAAAUGCCUUAUUAUUUUUGGAGGCUGAAAAAGAAAUGGCCGAACUGCAGGCUAAAAUGUUGGAUGCAGUGGAAAAGAAAGAAUUUACCACUUCCCUAGAUAGUGCACCUCAAACACCGGCUGUAGAGGAGCCUUGCAUAAAAAGAACUGUGUCUCCCUUAAUGGGUGAAGAAACGGUACAUCAUACUGUGAAAACACAAUUAGCUCAGGAUUUGGACGAACCCUAUUCGGUGAGUAGCAAAACUUUGCUAUUUCCCGGUGUAUCAGAUGAUGCCUCCUCCAUAGAUCCUGCCUCUAGUCUGCAAUCCUCGUUUAGCACCCAACCAUCGGAAGAGAUAACCACGGGCACUGAUUCCCAAUAUCCCCAACAGGAACGUCAAGAACCCGAUGGUGAGGAUACCGCUUUAAGUAACCUGCAAUAUUCGGAUGAUUAUUUGCGUUCCCUGGAUGGCAUCAAACAAAGACCUCUAGUGCGCGAAGAUGGUUCCGGACGUCGGCGUGCUUUCAAAAAGAGACGUUCUAGCAACAGUUCAAAUUCCUCACGUGAAUCGAGACACUCACGUGAUGAAGAAUUGAAAAUGUUUACCUCUUUGGAAGAGGAAGAAAUGAAAGACACUGCUGAUUCGGAAUUUACCCCAAUACGUUAUACCAGUGAACCAACUUUGAAAGUCAAGGGACACCAUCGACGCCACAAGCGUAGUCCCGCCAAAGAUAUGCGUCAUGGCGACGACAGCCUACGUAGCUCCCUAGAACGUUUGGGUGAGGAAACCAGUGAUCCCUGGGGUGAAGUGAAACCCGAACAUUAUAAACAUACUGAAUUCUGGAAAAGAGAGAAAACCUUAUCGAUAGACGAAGAAACGGAAUUUGAAAAACCAGCUUCUAGUGAAGAAGUAGCCUAUGAUACAGCGACCAACAUGCCAAGUGCUUCAUCGUUUGAGGAAGCUACUCAAAUGCAGAAUGAAGAGGCUUUAACGGCUUUGCAACGGCACUCUGCUAAUUGGGAAGGAAAGGAGAGCGAAUCGGAUAAGAAACCUACAGCGAAAGAUGAAACAACAAGAAGUGACAAUACAAAUCUACAAACCUUCCAAACAGCGGAGAGAAAAGCUUCACCCGCACGAUCCUCAGCUUCGCCACGCUUACGACGUAGUCCACGUAUAGAAGAAAUCGACCAAUACGAAGAUCGUUGGAAUAAAAACAACGAUAGCACACCUAGCUCCACGCAGAAUACUCCCACCAUAAGUGUACAAACUCCUUUGGAUUUUGGACCCUGGCGUGAUGAAUAUGGCCUAAUGAUGGAAGGUUUAAGUUCAUUUUACGAUUUUCAAGCUUCAGUAAAUCCAUCACGUUCUAGAUCUGCCUCUAGAAAUCCUUCUCCGGCUAAUACCGCACCCAAUACACCUUUACCCAAAGACGUGUCUUUUCAAUUGGAAAUCGCAACGGAGGAAAGCAACACCGUUGAAGUGUAUGAUGACACGGGGAACUUGGAGACAAAUGAGAUUAAAAAAGAAAACAUUAUUAUGUUUAUAGACUCCAUUAAUGGUAAUGAUGAUCAUAGAGAAAAUAAAGAUGAAACUAAAAUUGAAUCAGCUUCAGAAGAUCAUAUCGGUUUAAAAAACCAUUUACAAUUAGUUGCUGAUGAUCAGAGCAGUUCAGAAGCACAAAAAACAAGUUUGGUACCUUUAGUUAAUAUAAUUGAAGAAGUGACGGUUGCCUCUACUAGCUUAGAAGUUACUGAAUCCACUGACACUGAAAUGAAUGACCUGGUAAGCAGUUUGCGACUACAACAGGCUGGUGGUCGAUCACGUUCUCGCUCCAAAUCUCCUUUGCCUACGCCUGGUAACUUGCAACGUAGUUUGGAAAAUCGCCGCUAUAAAAUGAUCAAACACAACGAAGACAUUUUAGAGAAAUUAAUCGAGUCCAAAUUAUUACCCGAACUAAGUCCACCAGAAGAGCUGGAACAACCAUCUAAACUAGAGCAAAGAGAAACAUUAGAAUCUAAGGAAGAAACCGAAACUAACACUCAAGAAGAAAUGAAUUCUUUGGUACAAACUUUGAGAGUAGACAGAGGUAGAUCGCGUUCCAAAAGUCCUAUGCGUUUACCAACCGCAGAAAAUUUGAGCAAAGGUUUGGAAAAGCGUCGCAAUAAGUUAAUAGAACGCAAUGAUGAACUUAUAAAGCAAAUAGAGGAACGAUCUCAAACUCCUGAUUCCCCAACCGUAACAGUGGAGUAUGUUUACGAAUUAGAGGGUUCGGAAGGGACAAAUAUUGCUGCACUCAAUACUCCAACCAUAUCUUUCGAAUCACCACAAAAUGAAGCAAGAGUAUCACCUACAGAAGAGGAGGAUGAUUGUUCAAGAGAAAAAAUGAAUUUAUUAGUCGAAACAUUACGUGCAGCUCGUAGUAGAUCUAGUUCGAGAAGUCCCAUGCGUCUUGCCGAAGGAGAAACAAUUAAUCAAACUUAUUAUCAGUUUCAACACUCGGAAGAAGUAAAUGUUAGACAACAAAUGGACAUUUCAAAUGCUCCCACUAUAUCCAUAGAUUUUGCCGAAACAGACACUGAAACGAAAACAUCACCUAAGUUAGAAGAUGAUUGUUCUCGACAGGAAAUGGAUUUAUUGGUGCAAUCUUUGCGCAUGGCAAGAAGUAGAUCAACAUCCAAAAGUCCCAUGCGUUUGCCUGCCACCGACAAUAAUAAUUUACUUUCACAACAUAUGACCGAGAGAGCGAAAACGCCCGAACCUUCUGCUUUUAAUGAAGUCGAAUCUGAAGAACGUGAUAGACAUUCUAGAUCUCGAACUCCAUCACGUUCUCACUCCAAAUCACAUUCACCUUCAUUGCCACCCAGACCAUAUGAAGCAGAGCUGGCAGCCUUUCGCUCUACAACGCCAUCUAGAUCUGUAUCCCCUCAGCCAGAGGAGUACGAUGAAAUCCACGCACUCUCGUUAAGUACAGAGGAAAAUGAAUUAUUGAUUUUAGCCAAUCGUCAAAAACAAUUGGAUGAAGAGGCUUUAGAGAAAUUAAAAACUGCCUCUGAAGAAAUGGAGUUACGUACCUUGUCUCCAUUGGUCUUAGAUAAUGAUGAGCUUAGUGAACAACAAGGGCAAGAUCUUUUAGCUGAUUUGCCAAUAACCGAAAGAGCCAAACUCUUAAGAAAAUCACCCACUACACCCGACUAUGAUCGUACUAUAUCGGAAGAAAUGCGCGAUAUAGAACGUAUUAAAAAGGAAAGACUGGAAAGAGGAUUUCAACGUUCCACAUAUGUAGGUGAAUCCAUGGAUUUGGGUAGUGAAUUUGAACCAUUACGGAGAGAAGCUGCACAUUUCAAACGUUCUCGUAGUCCUUCACCUUCUUUUUCGGGCAUAGAUAUGGAAUCGGCUAAAAAAGCAGCCGAGGAAAAACGUCAGUUACAGGAUAUAAUAUUGCAUGAAUUAACCACUACUUCUAGCGGUGGCAGCACUGAAACUAAAGAGCCCAAAAAUACAGGAGCCAUACCGAAAACUGAUCGCUUAAGUUCUUGUGAAAUUGAAUUAACACUGACCAAUGAAACCGAGGAUACUAUACGCAUUAAGGAAGAAAUGUUCAACAUUGGUAUGCAAAAUCCUACGGACGAUUUAGAAGAAAUGAGACGUAGAAAUGCUGAAUUUAGAAGAUCAGGCAGUGCAAGUCGCUCGCCUUUAAAUGAAUCUCAAUUACAAGAAUUGGCGGUUAUUGAGGCCGCUGCCGCUAAACGUGAAUUAAAAGAUAAGGUGAUCCAUGAAAUUGCUUGCACUACCAUGAAUUUUCAGGAUUUCUCAAGACAUUUAAAUACAGAUUUCUUUGCUACGGACCGCAGGGCCUCUGAUUCGGCUUUAAUACAAAAACCAGAAAUUUUAGUGCAAUUACAUGAAGAUAUAGACAUGGAACCCGAGGAGUAUCAUCACUUUCGCAGAUUUUCCUUAGCACAAGAACAGCCCGAAGAGACAUAUCCAAGUGAUGAUUAUAUAUUCAUACAAGAAGUGGAGGUGAGAACACGCAGUGGUUCCAGAACUUGGAUAAGAGAAGAUUUUUACAGCGAAGAAGUUGAUAAGUACUUAGGAAAGAGUGAAGAAGCUCAAGGGAGUUCAGCAGAAAGAGAAAAUAUCGAGACCGCAGAAGUUGAGAACAUAGAAGAGGCGGAAGAAAAUGUGGAAGCUAAUGAUGAUGAUGAAGAAUACUCCAAUGCUAGUGAUGAUGAUAGACAAACUGUAGUUGAGGUGGAUGACGAAAUCGAUGAGGAUAUUUCCGAUUUCAAUGAACGUGGUCCGGCUGAGGAGUCUCAUCAUGAAACCUCCGAAUGCGAGGAGGCAGAACGUGAAAUGGAUCGUUAUGCUGGUCGAGAAGCCAGUGAUUGGAAUCGUGUGGUAGAUGUAGAUGAUAUUGUUGUUAAUGAAAAUCCUACUAAUGAACUGGUUACUAGCGAGGAGGAUGAGGGAGCCGUGGGUGGUUUAAGUAAUUCUCCCUAUGAUUCAGAUUCCUUUGCCAUCGAUCAAAUAUAUGAUGAAGCCAUUAAAAAUCGUAAGCAGUCGGGUAUUUUAAGAGAAUACGAUAGUAUACUAAUGCAAAUGUCGGUCAACAGUGAUGUGGAUGAACAGUACUUGUUGUGGUCUAAGACACAUGGUAAAAAGAAACCCAAGAAUAUAGAAUUUAACACACAAUUCCUAGAUAAUGAACACAAAGAAUCAGAAAUGCGUUAUUUGGGCGAUGCCAAUGUUACGGCAAGACAAUCAGCUCGUUUAAGAUCGCGUUAUGGUUAUAAUCCGGUAUUGCAGGCCAAAUGUAUUGAGGAUGAUUUGGAAGUGGAUUUAAAUUAUAAACCUAAAAGGGAAUAUAACUGGCGCAAAAAUUUCAAAUUGGAAGAGGACGAUAUAAAAGAGGAUAAAGAAGUGACUUUAAAGGAUAUAGAUUUUGGAGAAGAACAACUACAUGUUGAAAAUGAACAAACAGAUAAACUAGAACAAAUGGCAAAUCGUGAUGAAGAGCAGGAAGAUGGGAAUAUAGAUAAACGUAAAUAUAGCUUAGGUGGAGAGAGUGUUACCCUAUUUAGUCAAAGUCCGGAAAAAGAACCUCAAAUUACUGAGGAUUUAUAUAAAGAUACUGAAGAACCUGUAAACGACUGUUUCAAAAAGGAAGUAGUUAAAGAGGAAAAGGAGGAGAAACCCAAAAAGAAGAAAACCAAAAAGAAAAUACACAAAAAAGAAUCCAAAGACAGCUUGGAGGAGACAAUGAACAGAGAAGAUGAGGAUGUUUAUGACAAUGAAAUGUAUAAUCGACGCAGCAGUAGCAUACAAAUGGACACAGAUUCACCCAAACGCAAAUCACGUUCGAGACGCAGCUCAAGAAGCAGCAUAACAAAUGAAGAUUCCUUAGGACUCUUUUCGCCACGCAGCAGUGUGGCUUAUAAUGAACCCAUAAACGAUAUAAUGGAAGAAUCUACAGAUGUGGCUAAAGAAUCAUCGAGACCUAAGAAAAUGAAAAAACGCAAGAAGGUUAAGGAGAUCAUGGCCAAUGUGGUAGAAAGUCCCAUAGAGAUGAAAGAAGAAUUACAAUACAGUUUGGAGGCCUUAAACGAUAUACCAGCUGUUUCUACUGUUAUAACUCCCAACUCUUCUAGUGCCAAUAUACUCUCUACACUUAGUCCUCAGAAUAGUAUUUGUGUUACCCCAGGUUCUAUAGAAACAGAUAUAAAUCUUUCAGUGGAGGAGUUAAGUGAGGAUGUUAAAGAAGCUGCUAACAGAUCAAAUACUACUAGUUCCUCAACCACUGCUAGUAGUCCUUCCGGUAAUUUAUCACGAACUUCGUCUAUAGUUACAACACCAGUGGAUACGUUUGAUAUUUUAAAGGAUGCCAACUUCUAUCCGCUGUUUUAGGACAAGAAAAUACAUGUUCAUGAAAUUUAAACAAAAUAUAGAUAAAAACCAAAAAAUUAUUCCCAAGUAGCAAAAUUGCACAAAAUAUAUAAAAAAAUAUUUUGUUUGUACGUUUUAUAUGCUUCCCGACUGUUCGUCCCAUCCUGCCCGCCUAGUGCCACAUCAGCAUCUGCACUUGAGACUGUAUUUCAAAAAUAUAUAAAGCAAAAUCCAACAACUACAAUACAUCAUCACAACACGACACAUGCUAUGAUCGACAACAGCAACAACCAAAAAAAAAAAAGACAAAUUUUUGCUCAAGUGUGGAAGCCAACAAGCUUGACAAGGUUUCAUCUCCUUGAAAGAAACAAAUUUUCUACGCAUACUAGAGUAAAAUAAAUUGAUCUUUUUUCUUCAAAAUGUUUAUGAAUGAAUUUAUGUUUUAUAUUGCAACCGAUUACUUAUAUAGUAGAAUAUAAAAAAAUAAAUGAUCUUGUAAAAAAAAAAACAUAAAAAAUCAAACAAAUUGUAUGUA
Molecule: messenger RNA, 8829 nt
Organism: Lucilia cuprina (Australian sheep blowfly)
Lineage: Eukaryota; Metazoa; Arthropoda; Insecta; Diptera; Calliphoridae
Gene: Lmpt
Product: four and a half LIM domains protein 2
Exons: 4
Coding region: 1164-8315 (2383 amino acids)
Cellular component (GO): Z disc; nucleus
Molecular function (GO): transcription coregulator activity
Source: RefSeq, a predicted model, not a curated record